AUGGCGACGAGUGCAAUAAGAAAGAAGUUGGUUAUUGUUGGAGAUGGAACUUGUGGCAAAACCUGUCUUCUAAUAGUUUUCAGUAAGGACCAAUUUCCGGAAGUAUACGUCCCGACGGUGUUUGAAAAUUAUGUUGCUGAUAUCGAAAUGGAAAAUACAAGAGUUGAACUUGCGCUGUGGGAUACUGCUGGUCAGGAGGAUUAUGACCGGCUUAGACCUCUAUCCUACCCCGAAACCGACGUUAUUUUGAUGUGUUUUUCGAUAGAUAGCCCCGAUAGUUUGGAGAAUAUAUCCGAGAAGUGGACGGCGGAGGUCAAGCACUUCUGUCCAAAUGUGCCGAUAAUACUUGUUGGUAACAAAAAGGAUCUUCGAAAUGAUGAAAAAACUCGAAUGGAGCUUGCGAAAGUUAAACAGUCUCCUGUUACUACUGAACAGGGCAAGGCAAAAGCCAACCAAAUUGGUGCGUAUGGCUAUGUAGAGUGCUCUGCAAAAACUAAGGAAAAUGUUCGCGAAGUUUUUGAAAUGGCGACUCGAGCUGCAUUAGAAACUUCCAAGAAAUCAAAGAAGAAACGCUGCAAAGUUUUCUAG
This is a messenger RNA of Hydatigera taeniaeformis, 588 nucleotides long. Lineage: Eukaryota; Metazoa; Platyhelminthes; Cestoda; Cyclophyllidea; Taeniidae. The record is from the annotation of a GenBank genome assembly.